UGUAAUAGUAAUAGUGCUCUAUUUUUGUUUUUUCUCGUUUCUCACCGAAGCCCAAACGCAAACGAAAUCGCUGAAGAAGGAAAGGUUUACAAAAACAAGACAGAGCGUUUGCAGUUUCAACAAUGGACGAUUAUACGAGGGAAAUGAUGGACUUGAAAACCCUUGUCACUCGAACGCUCGAGAAGAAGGGUGUCCUCGCUAAGAUCCGGGCCGAACUCAGAGCCAGUGUUUUUGAGGCUAUUGAAGAGGAGGACCGGGUAAUUGAAAAGGAGGAAGGUCUGCCUCCUGCCUUGUUGGGUAGCUGCAAUGAUCGUGCAAAACAACUUCAUGCUUCUCCCUCAGGAAGGUUACUAACUGCACUAAUAUGUGAAUAUUUGGAUUGGGCUCAACUAAACCACACAAUGAAAGUUUAUCUUCCAGAAUGUAAUUUGCAAAAAGAUGCUUGGAAAGCUGAGUUGAAGGAAUUUAGUAGCAAAAAUGGUUAUGAUCUUAACAAAAAUGGAGAUAGUGCUCCUUUGCUUUUGGAUGUUCUUGAGGGAUUUUUGAAGUUUGAGAAUUCAUCCCAACCAAGGGCUACUGGAAGGAGACAACCAGAAUCUGAGGUCUUGUCAAAUUUAGAGUCCAGGAAUUUACGAAGACCUUCAUCGUCGUCUAUUGCUGGGGGCUUACCUCCACUGGGAAGGCCCCUUCCUGCUUCUCAGGCAUCUGAUAGGAGAGCUGGGUCCUCCAUGUCUGGUUACAGGAAAGAUGAAUACAAUUGGAGAUAUGACACUGAUGAGCUUUCAGAUGAUGUGAUUCGAGCAUCAGCAGCACUAGAAAACCUUCAGCUGGACAGAAAAACUCGGAAUCUAAAUACAUCAUGGCGGCAUGCUGGUGAUGGAAUCAACGAUGAAGAUGGCAGACAUGAUCAUAUGUAGUGAAGGGUAAUUCUCUUUGUGGGAAAUUUGCUUGAAGAUUGCUCGGAAAGUGUCGUAUUGUUCUAACUGCACCCACCGAUGGGAAAUAGCUAUGAGGAAGGAAAAAAGAAUAAACUUUCCGAUGGAGCAAUUGCCAUACAUAUUGAUUGGAUCCAUUCCAGGGUUUCUAUUAAUUGUAAUGAUUUUGUGUAAAAAAAAAGCAUUGAUGCUAGAGAUUCUCUAAGUAUUUGGAAUAUGUUGAAUUACCUAAGACAAAUUUUGUGGUUAGAAUCAUCAUCCGUAUAAUUUGAUCUAUACUUAUUUUACUUGUAUCUGUAACGACCUAGCUUACACUUGAUCUGGCUCACCUGUUUGUCAGGUCUAGGUUUGAUAGGUUUGUUUUGGCAAUUUUGUGUCCUUGUUAUAUAAAUACUGUAUAUUGUAGCUGUUUUUGGAAAA
This is a messenger RNA of Mangifera indica (mango), 1355 nucleotides long. RefSeq names its product protein TONNEAU 1a-like. Bases 123 to 917 code for a protein of 264 amino acids. Gene Ontology annotation, molecular function: protein binding. The transcript has 9 exons. Lineage: Eukaryota; Viridiplantae; Streptophyta; Magnoliopsida; Sapindales; Anacardiaceae. The record is from RefSeq and is a predicted model, not a curated record.